AAAGGGACUGAAGACUAAUUAAUUUGACUGGCUUUUUUAUACGAGUCCUUAUGACCUGCACGAUAUCAGCCAUUAAAACAUAGGCGGCUGUGCCCAAUGGAAGAGAUUUUCUGUUACUUUCUAUUGUAUUAUAAUUGUUUACAUCCGGCCUUUAGGAGUGAGUAUUAUGGUUUUUUUAUAUAGAUGUUCACCUUUUUUCCUAAUUAAUUCUUUUGACGGGGCUCUUAUGUCGGGGCCGUUUUGACACCGCACGGUUUUUUUUUUUAUUUGCUUCUGUAGCCUUGUCCAUCCAAGAACAAUCGGAUGUAUUCGGACAAAUCAUUCUUGGUGGUGGUACAUUGUUGAUCUUGUAAACCACAAGCAAAAUGGGUCUUAAAAAGAACAAAAGCGUGGUUUAAUUUCGACAUAAAACACCAUACACAGCUGUUCCACAAUAAAAAUCCCCAGCGGUCCCGGCCAGGCGCUGUUCAAGCUACUUAAUGUCAAACAUUGUGCACAUACUAAAAAACAAGUGUCAACAUUUUCACUUACACACUCCCAAGAUUAACGAAAUGCUGACGUGAAAUUCGUAUCCCCUCAAAAAAUAAAAUUAUAUUGUUAAGUAAAAAGAAGUACAAAGGGAUAAAAGUAAAGUAUUCCCAACAUGUUAGGAAAAACAAAGUCUCACACGAAAGUUAGCCGCACCGACCAGGCACUGCCCUGGCUGUUUUGUGAUCUAUAUCGAUGUUUAGCCAUUUGACUCGUUCAGCCACUAUCGAGUUAUUCUAAAACCAUGUAAGUAUUUUUAACAGGGUUUUAUGUUCAACUUUUACCACAACUUCUUACUUAGACUAAAUCAGGCAAAUAUCAAACCAAAUGCCUAAGUAAUAUUUUAUUCAAUGCACACUAUAUUGGUUUUUUUUUAUAAACACAUUCUCAGGAGGUGUUUACUUUUAGUGUUGGUUGUUUUUACAAGGAUGCGUUGUCGUUUUUUUUAAAGCUGGGUUCUUUUUAUUCAGAAUAGUUAGAAAGCAUCUAAGUUUAAAAAAAAAAAAACUCACACCCAUUAUUUCAAUUUAAAUGUUGAUUUGAAAUGUCAUCCAUUUUAACCAAAUAAAUAAUCAAGACGAAUGUUUAUUUUAUUCUAAAGUGCCUCAGCCUUGAUUAAAAUUAAUUUAUGUAAGUGUUAUUGAAAGUCGCGUUUUUUGUUGUAAGAAGAAAAAUACUUCACGUAGUACUUUGGUUUUGAAACAACAAUAGAGUUUAGUAAAAUAGUAAGUUCUCCAUGUUCCUUGUUGAUUAAUUUUAACUUGAGCUUAGCUAAAGCUUUUUUUUGAGUAAUGUAUAACUGUAUUUGUCUAUAAAAUUAAUUUUUCUAAUGAUUUUAUUUUAUUGUUGAGAGCGGGCACCUGUCAAAUGUUACAUAUUACAUUAUUAUAAUACAAGUAACACUUAUAUAUGGUAAUAUCUGAACCGCAGAUUAAAACAUGUUUCUUUUAUGCCUGUUUUUCGGCAGGCUUCGCUGCUUGUCUAGUUAUAAUAUAGAACUUGUAUUGUUGUAAAGUAAAAAGAACAGUAUCUUCGCUCACCGAGUCUAUGUCCGAGCUCCCCCGUCAUGUCAAGUCUGACAAAACGCCCUACAAUCACGCUCCUCACCAACCACCGAAGACAAUGUAAACCUUUGCUGAUGCUUGCUGCCACUGUCUUGGUCUCACUGCUUGUGCUGGUCUCUGACCACUGGACGCGCCUGAUCGUCCAAGUUUCCUACCCGGCUGGUCCAGGAGUAUGGGGCUCUAAUACCACCAGACGCUUUACGACACUGCUGUCAAAGGGAUUGGAAACAUUUCAGCCAAUCGAUGAGACCGAUGGUUGGGCUUACUCCGCCUACUACGACACCUAUGCCAACAACGUCACACUUAUUCGGGUCAUAGGAAUAGCCUCAGUCUCAAACCGCACGGUCUACUGUCACGUGGUUCAGGACGGGCACGUGACAAUCAUCGCCGGCAAAUAUUUGUUUGUAGCACAGCAACAGCGAAAAAGGUACGUGGCGACGAUGUUUGAAUGUUUUGUAGGACAACACUUCAAGCCAACCUCCAUCUCUAUCACAUACAAGUCUGACGUCACACCGACCAAUCUUUUAGAGAUUCAGUACCCCAAACAAAGGGAGAGAAACUUUACAGUGUGUUACCCCGCUUUGUUUGGUUACAAUAACAUCUCUAGAAUUAUCCAGGCCAUCGAGAUCAACAGAGUCCUUGGCGCCCAGCAUUUCUUCAUCUACAACUACAGCAUCUCUCGGGAAAUGGAUGCAGUGCUGCGUCACUAUCAGGAUGAAGGCGUCCUCACAGUCCUGCAAUGGCCGCUACCUUUAGAUGACGUCAAGGACAUUUGGUACUACGGUCAGAUGAGCGCCAUCAACGACUGUGUGUACCGCAACAAGUUCGUAUCCCAGUACGUGGUCAUACAAGAUCCUGACGAGUUGAUCAUACCAAACCAUCACAUGACCUGGUCAGACCUGAUCGAGGCAGCGGAACUUGAAUAUCAAAAUAAACACAAGGCCAAUGCCAGACCUCUAGGAUCAUUCACGUUUGAAUCCGCUUUUUUUGACACUUUAUCAAAUUCCACCUUGUGGGAUCAGGUUAAGAAAAAUUUCUCCAUCACAACAGACGAAGAAAAUUUCUUUAAAAAAUAUUUGAUUUUUCCCCUUUACCAUUUCAUUAGACAGUCCAGCAUUUACAAAUUUCCCACGAGAACAAAAACCAUUGUGAGGCCCGAGCACGUUCUCGUGAGCAGUAUCCACUACACCCAGGUGCACAGGAACAGAGCAACUCGCAGCGUGGUCAGCAACGACCUGGCCAUCGUCCAUCACUACAGGCAACAGAAGGGUGUUACUUGCAACGUCACGGACACGUCAGCACUUAGAUUUAAACAAUUGACUUACCCCUCCUUGAAUGCUGCCUUUAAGACAUUCUCUCACCUGUUGAAACGAAAUCACUAAAGAGCCACCAAUGUCUGAACGCAACUUUUGUAAUCUUUUGUAUUAUUAAUGCGAAGCCAGUAAAAAUAA
This is a messenger RNA of Physella acuta, 3043 nucleotides long. RefSeq lists its product as uncharacterized. Gene Ontology annotation, cellular component: cytoplasm. Gene Ontology annotation, molecular function: glycosyltransferase activity. Lineage: Eukaryota; Metazoa; Mollusca; Gastropoda; Physidae. The record is from RefSeq and is a predicted model, not a curated record.